AUGGCUAGCACCGCCAAAUACCAACCCGCGCCGACGCAGGACCCCGAAGAGGGCACCUGGAGCCAGGCCCCACCGUCCUACCAGGCUGAGAGUGCUGACGAUACCGAGCGUCUGUUUGGAGGCGGCGCACCUCGAAGCAGCGAAGACAACAUCCCCGAUGACUUCAAGUUCGGCGGUUCCGUGGCAGAGGCUACCGUCGACAUUCGCAACCAGUUCAUUCGCAAGGUCUACACCAUCCUGACCGCCCAGCUCAUCGUCACCGGUGUUGUCAGUGGUCUCAGCUUCUGGAGCGAGGGCUACAAGGCCUGGAUCCAGUCGCAUCCUGCCCUCGUCUUCGUAUCGUUGUUCGGUGCCAUCGGUUUUAUGCUCCUGACCUACUGGAAGCGCAAGUCUUACCCGACGAAUCUACUCUUCCUUACCGGAUUCACCCUGCUUGAGGCGUACUCCAUCUCUGUCAUUGUCUCUUUCUACAAGUCCUCCAUCGUACUCAACGCGGUCUUCCUAACCGGCGGCAUCUUCAUCUUCCUUACUCUCUUCGCCUGCCAGACCAAGUACGACUUCACAUCAUGGAUGCCUUACCUCUUCGGUGGUCUCUGGGGUCUGAUUCUUUUCGGCUUCAUGGCUGCGUUCCUUCCCUACAGCAGCACUGGUGAGCUGAUUUACGGAGGUCUCGCCGCCCUCAUCUUCUCUGGCUACAUUCUUGUCGACACCCAGCUGGUCAUCCGCCACCACCAUGUCGAGGAGGAGAUUGCUGCCGCCAUUAGUCUUUACUUGGAUAUCCUCAACCUGUUCUUGGCAAUUCUGCGCAUCCUGAACAGCCAGCAAAACAACUAG
Molecule: messenger RNA, 834 nt
Organism: Truncatella angustata
Lineage: Eukaryota; Fungi; Ascomycota; Sordariomycetes; Amphisphaeriales; Sporocadaceae
Product: inhibitor of apoptosis-promoting Bax1-domain-containing protein
Exons: 2
Coding region: 1-834 (277 amino acids)
Cellular component (GO): membrane
Source: RefSeq, a predicted model, not a curated record